GACAAUUAGAGGUUAUUCACCUCUCUGCUGCACCAAUAAUCACUCGAUAAAUAACAUCAGUGGACGUAUCAACAGAUAUUAUCACAGGUCUAUUGUUAAUGAACAAUCAUUUCAAGUAACACCAACAAAUACUGUGGAAUCAUGGUAUACAAUUUGAAAAGAUAUCAGAUGAUACUUUGGACACUUUAACUGAGUAUUUUGAGGAAAUUAUUGACAAUGCUGAACAUCUUCCUGACGCUGACGUUAAUUACGGAGAUGGAGUGUUAACGAUUAAAUUUGGAGACAAAGUGGGAACUUACGUGAUAAAUCGUCAAACACCGAAUAAACAAAUCUGGUUGUCAUCGCCUAAAUCAGGACCAAAACGAUAAUUAUGGAUGAGAUCAUGGAAGAUGGAAACUUGGUGGAUAGAGUUAGAAUUUUACUGCAAAGAGAUAUGCAGUAUUAUCAGGCGAAGCAAACAGUUCUUCGUGAAUCAUUAUGUGGAAGGGUAAGCGGUGGAAAACUAGAUUUUCCACGUCAUGCAUCGUUUGCGGCGAUAAAAAUCAUUAAAUGGUGGGAGGCAGAAUUUUUAAUUGCAUUCAGAUAUCCCUCAGGACUUUGCGUAUCUACUGAGCCAAUAUCGAUGAGUAUCGAGGGUGAGGAGGUCAUUAAAAAAACACCACCCUCUGAAUUUAUCCACCUUGUGGUCGACACGUCACAAUUAUUCAUUGAACAUUUACAUGCGUUAAUUCAAGAAUCCCUUGAUCAUGCUGACCUCGCGGUACUUACGGCCACUCUUGGUGCCGCUGCACUCGUGAGAAAUUCCCUCUGGUGUUACAAUCAACAGUCGAAAACUAAAAUUCCGGGACAAUUGAGUGAAAAGCUGUAUGAAUUUUAUAAAUCAUAUCAGGAAAUGGCUGAGGCAGUGGGUGAACGUCUUCUCGAUCUUCACCGUCGUUUAAUAUCUCUCUAUAUUCUGAAUGAAGCCGAUUCACUGAGUUGGCAGAGUGAGAAAUACUUCUUUGAGAAAGAGAGAUCGUCAUUCAUUAUUCAGAUGUGGUGGCUAUAUAUGCAGGGAACAAAGGCCGACCUCUGGAGCACAGUGUCGCCGAAAAUGGCACAAAGAAUUUUCGCUGGAAUGCUCAACGAGUCACUUACCAUUAUAGUCGCCCGAUUUAUUCAUGGUCGACCAAGUCUCUUGAGAUCCGAGCAAUUCUGGGCGGAUGCUUUCAACGUUUUGAGUUGCACUUCGUAUUUGUCAUUGUCAGCAUGCGACGACGGUGACGAGCUCAUUGCCACACGCACUAAUAAAUUAUCAAUCGUUAUGAGAGAUAUACACGCUAAAUGCGGUGAACUCCUUGUUUGUCUUCUUCUACGUGGAACACCACUCAAGCUACUUUAUCAAAUUUGUAGAAAUGGAUUAGAUAAAAUGGCAAUGGUGGAAAAACGCAGUGGACCCUCUCCCUGGUUGCUCAUUGCAGCUCCCAAACUCUUCGGCAACUCCACCUUUAAAGAGGGAGUCUGUCAACUGUCUGAGGAUCAAAAACUUAUUCUUCAAGUUAACGUUCUGAGAUCACAGCCCCAACCCAAUUGGACUCAACUCCUCAAAGUUUUAUCCAUGAGAAAUUGCACCGUUGCAAGAAUGCUCUUAACAACAUUAAUUCGUCAAUGCACCGAUACGAGGGAAAUUGAUGAUUUAAAGAGGAAAUCAGUAAAGGACAGUUCAUCGAAGUGUAGUGGAUUUCUCUGUGCUGGUGACCACAAAAAUACCUCCAAUUUCCCAGCAAAAAUGUGCCUGUACAGUCUCAUGUACGUGUCAGUUAACACCCCGAUGAAUCCAAUCGAUGUAAUAAUACCCAGUCUGAAGCACGACGUCAACUGGUCCAAUUAUCUCGACCGACAACAGGUUUGGAAUCAAUCGAGACCCCCGUGGCUUAAUGCAUUACUUGCACCGCUCAGAGAUAUUAUGGAACCAGUUGUGGAAACACUUUUGGAGGCUGUAAAGACUGGAGCGAGUAUUUAUCAAGCAAUGUCGCUAUCACUCGCCUGUAUAACAGAACUCUUCGUAUGUGCCCCGAUCGGCAUUUUGAGAGCAGCAAAUGCUAUGAACCAGAGUAUUCCAGCGCAUUGCCAUCCCAUUGGCGGCUCUGUAAUUGUGCAAAUAUUCUGCGCUGCAUUAUACUCAUCGCUCUUUGAAAUUUCCCUUCGGGCUUCCGAACAACCAGACAAAGUCGAUAUCCAGGAGACGCCGAGAAGUGUCUCGGAAUCAUUCUCGUUCGAUCCUUGUGACAGGUGUGCGUCAGCCACUGCUUUGGCGGAGGCACUCUGCAGCAUCGACGAGGAUAAUAAACAUACCGACCAGAUUCAGGCGCUUUUAUCACUCAUUCAUAAAUGGAUUGAAAAGAAAGAUCCGAGUCCUAGACUGAAAAAAUUGGACAGAGUUUUUUCAUGGAAAGAAACUUAUGUUGAUCAACUAUUGUUUACGGAGAUUGGACGUCGAUCUUUAAAGGUGGUGCAUGAAUACCUCUUGAGGGCCUCGGAUUGGGUGUUGAAAAACCUGAAGGAGGGAAGCGAUGUAUUGACCGACUUUACGGACUCGAGUGAUGUAUUCAAUUCGUCCAAACCCCUUACUUAUCUCAUGUUCCACAUCGACGAUACCCCUUUUGAUCAGUUUCUGACGAAUUUCAAUGAAACAAAUUGGCACGCAAUCUUGAUGAUGCCAUUAUCAGUGACACUAGAACGAGUUAAGAGCCAAAUUAUUAUCAGACCUGAAUUAAAAAAUCCAGAAAAUUUGUCCCACGCGGAGAAGGAAGUGGCGUUGGCUAUAAAAAAUCUCUGCAUCAAUAUAAAAUCACCAAAAACAAAUGAAUAAAUUCACCGAUAAAUAAAUAAUGAAUACAAUUACUUUUGGCACAUUCAUUGAAAAAAAAAAAACAACAAUAUUUCCAGUAGACUUUUGACCGAAUGGUCUCACUUUAUAUAUAAAAUAGAACAGUAUUGAUUGCGGAUACAAGUCAAUGAUUUUUUUAAAAG
Messenger RNA from Diachasmimorpha longicaudata, 3012 nucleotides. RefSeq lists its product as uncharacterized. Bases 371 to 2851 code for a protein of 826 amino acids. NCBI's taxonomy places the organism in Eukaryota, Metazoa, Arthropoda, Insecta, Hymenoptera, Braconidae. The record is from RefSeq and is a predicted model, not a curated record. The transcript is spliced from 16 exons.